Messenger RNA from Tuber melanosporum (Perigord truffle), 1358 nucleotides. RefSeq lists its product as uncharacterized. The transcript has 5 exons. Bases 54 to 1295 code for a protein of 413 amino acids. Gene Ontology annotation, molecular function: nucleotide binding; oxidoreductase activity. Gene Ontology annotation, biological process: NADPH regeneration. The record is from RefSeq and is a predicted model, not a curated record. Lineage: Eukaryota; Fungi; Ascomycota; Pezizomycetes; Pezizales; Tuberaceae. Gene Ontology annotation, cellular component: cytoplasm.
GUUACUAUCAUCUCUCAAUAAUUGGGGUCAGACCGAAGUUGGGAUUAGCAAUCAUGGGCCUGGUUAACGUUUUGAUGGUUGGAACUGGAGAGUACACUACCGGCUGGGUUGGCACCGGGGGGUCUACAUCCGACAAGAAGGUAGGCGUAGUGGGUCUCACCCUCUUUGACCUCCGCCGUCGCGGAAAAGUCGGGGAGCUUAGCAUGGUUGGCGUGAACGGGAAAAAAUACCCCGAUAUCCGCAAUCACUUGGAAAAAAACAUCAAAAGCGUCUACAACAAUCUCGACGUCUCGUUCAACUCCUUCCCCGCCGAUGACGCCGUGGACCCGGACAGUUACAAAACCGCAAUCGACGCCCUCUCUCCCGGUGACGCAAUUACCAUCUUUACCCCGGACACAACGCACUUCCCCAUCGCGCUCUACGCAAUCCGGAAAGGGAUACACGUCCUCAUCACCAAGCCGGCGACGAAAACGCUGGAGGACCACCUCGCCCUCAUCGAGGAGGCCGAGAAGGCAAAGGUGUUCGUUUACGUGGAGCACCACAAACGCUUCGAUCCUGUGUACUCCGAUGCGAGGGCUAAAGCCAAGAAUCUCGGUGACUUUAAUUACUUUUACAGUUACAUGUCGCAGCCCAAGUCGCAGCUGGAGACCUUCAGGGCGUGGGCUGGGAAGGAGAGCGAUAUCUCGUACUAUCUGAAUUCGCAUCAUAUCGAUAUCAAUGAGAGCAUGGUUCCGGGAUACCGGCCUUUUAAAGUCACUGCCUCGGGGAGCACUGGUUGCGCAACGGGGUUGGGGUGUGUCGGAGGAACCGAAGACACAAUCACACUCUUGACAGAUUGGGUGAAGAAGGAUGACCCAUCGAAGACUGCCACAGGAGUAUACAUCGCAUGUUGGACUGCCCCUCAAAAGGCUGGCGUUCAUUCAAACCAAUACUUCCACUACAUGGCCUCCAAAGGCGAAAUCCGCGCCAACCAAUCUAAGCGUAGCUAUGAUGUGACAGACGACCAGGACGGCCUGACCUGGUAUAACCCAUUCUACAUGCGCUACGCGCCCGACGAGGAAGGGAACUUUGGCGGGCAGACCGGCUAUGGCUAUAUUUCAUUCGAGAAGUUUGUGGACGCGUGUGCAGCGCUGAACGAGGGUCGCAUCACACUUGCGGAGCUGGACAGGCGUGGCCUGUCCACGCUUAGGAAUACUGUUGUUACGGGGGCGAUAUUGCACGCGGGGAGGAUAAGUCUAGAUGAGAAGAGGAGCGUCGGGAUCGAGGAGGUUGAGGGGACAUUGAGACUUGUUUAGAUGAGGUGUGGGUUUGCAAUUGUCACUCACUCUAGUCUUGUCGUAAAUUAUUCUAUUUUUUAA